GUGGUUCACCGUGAGAUGCUGUACAGUGGGUCUGGCCUGAUUAGGCAGCUCAAUUAGCCCUGAUAUUGCACUAAAAUUUCUCCCAUAAUGUCCUGAAGAAGCAGAGCAGGCAGGCCAGGAGAACCAUUGAAUAUUUUAUGUGCAGACUCUCCACGGGGAACCCAGAUGUGCAUUUGUAGGUGGAGUGGCAACAGACCAACUACUUCAAUGCCCAGAAGAGCUGUCAGUGCCAGGCUGGUGCUGUGAUCCGUGUCCCUUCCUGUUACUGUGCUCAGGGGGACUGGCAGGGCCUGCUGAGUUCCUUGGAAAUGAAUUGUUCCAUGGCAGUAAUUGACAGAUCACUUCCUGGUACGACAGCGGCUGAAUGUGCAUCAAACUUGAAGAAGAUUUAUACAGUACAAACAGUGCAGGAUUUCUGGAGUGUCUACAACAACAUUCCUCCUGUGACAAAUUUGCCUCUGAGAUGUAGUUACCACUUAAUGCGGGGAGAAAGACGCCCACUCUGGGAAGAAGAAAGCAAUGCCAAAGGAGGUAUAUGGAAAAUGAAGGUCCCUAAAGAAAGUACGGCUGCAGUUUGGAAAGAGCUACUGCUGGCGACUAUUGGAGAGCAGUUUACAGAUUGUUGUGCAGCAGAAGAUGAAGUAAUAGGGGUGAGUGUCAGCGUUCGGGACCGUGAAGAUGUUGUGCAAGUCUGGAACGUGAAUGCCUCUUCAGCAAGUGAAGCAAAAGUUCUAGAGAAGAUUCACAAACUUCUGCCACACACAUCUUUUAAGGCAGUCUUCUAUAAACGUGGUCUGGACAAGGAGGAGAAUGGUGGAAGCCCUGCAAAAGUGCUACAUGCAGUUGGUCCUUUUGAGUUUCUGACAUUUCAAACUGGGCUAUUGCUGUUGAAAAUGAAGAAAAACAGUUGCCUUGACCGCUAAAUGUGCAAUUCAUCACUUCAUGUUGAGUUGACGUUUUUAAUUCUUCAUUGUUUCUUUUAAAAGAUAUUUUGGCCACUUGUUUAUUUCAACCUGAUUCUAUAUUCCCAUUUCAUUCAGAUAGCAGGCUUUCUUUCCUUCUGCACUGCACUUAGUGAAAAGCAAACAUGCACAGAGAUGCUGCGCUGCUUCUCUGACAUGUGCUCUGCAUAGAGGAAUGCUGGCUUGGGGAAAUGUGUUUUCAAUUUUCACUUUGAGACAUUCCUAUCAUGUUAAGAUUUACUCACUGAGCUUGUCCCAAGAGAGAAAGAAAUUGCACUGCAUUUAUUCUAAUAUUCUAAUAUUCAGUGUAAUCUGGUUGUGCACUGACAACAGCACACAUACAGUAAAUGUAAAUAGAAAAGGGUUCAUUAAAUUAUAUUCAUUAUAUUGGGACUAACCCUGUGUGGGAUGAUGUUAAUGUCUUUUGAUUGUAUUGAUUUCAGAAGAACCCUCGUUCAGGCUAGAAUGAGAAAUUUUUUGGUAGGAAAACCUGCAAACUCCACCCCAUCUUAUUUAAGAAGCAAUGGGGUGUUUAUGUUUUUAUAUUGUAUGCUUUCUUAUGGUACAUUUCUGUACAUUCAUGAAAAAGUGUAAUGAAUAAUUUCUAAUGUGUUUAACAAACUGGAUCCAUCCCUCCCACUUCCAGAAGUACUUCAGGUCCCUGUCUGCACCCACUAGGUCAGUGUCAGAAUUGCUGCUGACUUCAGUGCUAAGGAAGAGGUUCCCUCAUCUGUAGUCUCAAGCCAUGAAAACUUCCUAAGUGACCUUUUUAAAACAAACAAAAAAUACAGAAAAGUAAUAGAUUGUGUUGCAGCAGGAAUAGAAAUAUAAACAGUGUUAACCUUUAAGUGUUUGUCUAUUUUAACUAUUUGAGGUGCUUUAAUAUACUACCAAAGAUUGAUUUAGUUCCCCUUAUGAGAAGAAGCUGCAAGGUAGAGAUGACUGUGCCACUUAGCACUCCUUCCUCGUUUAGAGGUUUUUGUUUGGCAGCUGUUCAAGUUGCACUAAUUUCCACAUACUAAGGAGACAACAAUAAAAAUCAAAUAAAUUUAAAAAUAAGUAUC
This is a messenger RNA of Lepidothrix coronata (blue-crowned manakin), 2026 nucleotides long. RefSeq names its product eukaryotic translation initiation factor 4E family member 3 (gene EIF4E3). Lineage: Eukaryota; Metazoa; Chordata; Aves; Passeriformes; Pipridae. Gene Ontology annotation, molecular function: RNA 7-methylguanosine cap binding; translation initiation factor activity. Bases 309 to 923 code for a protein of 204 amino acids. The transcript is spliced from 7 exons. The record is from RefSeq and is a predicted model, not a curated record. Gene Ontology annotation, biological process: translational initiation. Gene Ontology annotation, cellular component: eukaryotic translation initiation factor 4F complex.